AUGCUUCUCGAUUCAAUUUCUUCAUCAAUUGAAUACCUUCAUGUUCCUUAUGUUGGUGAAGAAAUUGAAAUGCCAGCUGUUAAACUCAAGUUUAACAAACAUGAAGUAAUGACAGAGUUAACAAGAGAAGCUUUAGGUUUAUGCGGAUUAAAAGAAACGAAAGAUCAAAAACAAGCAGUAUUAGUUUGGGGGAAACAGUUCGAUAUUACAGAAUAUUCAUCAUUUGGCCCUUGGCAAAAAGUUAACCACUUUGCUGGUGCAUAUUUAAUCGGAAGAAAAGACAAUUUUCACAAAUACAUGAUGUCAUUCAAAAAGAAAGAACCAGAAUUAGGAAAAUUUUACCCAUCUUCUUAUCUUUUACCAGAUCAAGCAGAAGAUUUAAGCAAAAUAUGGAAGAAACACAAGCUUUGGAUUAAGAAACCAUCAGCCUCAUCAAGAGGUCGAGGAAUUAAAGUCAUUUCAUCAGAAAAUAAGCCUCCGAAAAAAUCUGGAUUAGUUCAAGUUUAUAUCGAGAAACCAUUCCUUAUCACAGGGCGAAAGUUUGAUAUUAGAAUGUAUAUUUUAAUACCAUCCGUCAAUCCCCUUAAAAUCUACGUUCAUUCCAAUGGAAUGGCGAGAUUUUGUUCUCAAAAGUACAAAAUGGAUGAUCCUACAGAUCUGCACUCCCAUUUAACGAAUUUCUCUAUUAACAAAAACGAUUCCAACUUCAUUAGAUGCUCAGGAGAAGAAUCUGUUGAAGAUUCGAAGUGGACACUUCAAUUUUUCCACAAAUAUCUCAAAGAAAACGGAUAUGAUGCUGAUAAAAUCUUUGAUUCAUUGUACCAAACAGCUACGAAGACGUUUUUGAUCGGAAUGACCGCAGUUCGAGAUAAACACAUCAGAUAUGUUUAUCAUCGCAAUGUUUCUUCUGAAUUGUAUGGUAUUGAUAUCAUAUUAGAUGAAAACCUUAAUCCCCAUGUCAUGGAAGUGAACAUUUCCCCAUCAAUGAAAGGAUCUGAUUCCAAAUUAGACCAUGACUUGAAAUUACCUGUUAUGCUUGACACUCUAAGGCUUUUUAAGAUAUAUCAGACCUCAUCUGACGUAGUUACAGAGUUCGAAAAGGCUGUUCGUCAAAGUGUCAGCAAUGAAAGAUUAAAUUCAGUGAUGAAAGGCCAAGAUCCAUGGGAAAAACCAGUUAUCUCUGAUAUACAGACUGUUAAAGAGUUUCUGUAUGAACAGGCCAAUGCAGGAGGAUACAGAUUGAUGUAUCCAACGAAAGAAACAGUUGAAGAAUACAAAUCAUGUUUAGAAAACAUGCAUUAUAAUGAUAUUGUUUUAUUAAACUGGGUUAAAAUGAAUGACGAAAGGAAAGAGAAAGUUCUUGCUGCAAAUAUCAAGAAAUACAAGAAAUUCUUAUCCCAAUUCCAAAAAUAA
Messenger RNA from Trichomonas vaginalis G3, 1413 nucleotides. Its product is annotated as protein polyglutamylation. Gene Ontology annotation, molecular function: tubulin binding; tubulin-glutamic acid ligase activity. The transcript has a single exon. Gene Ontology annotation, cellular component: cilium. The record is from RefSeq and is a predicted model, not a curated record. The coding region runs from base 1 to 1413 and encodes 470 amino acids. Gene Ontology annotation, biological process: microtubule cytoskeleton organization; protein polyglutamylation. Lineage: Eukaryota; Parabasalia; Trichomonadida; Trichomonadidae.